Molecule: messenger RNA, 2705 nt
Organism: Cuscuta europaea
Lineage: Eukaryota; Viridiplantae; Streptophyta; Magnoliopsida; Solanales; Convolvulaceae
Source: the annotation of a GenBank genome assembly
GUAUACACCAGACCUGUACAAUCUAGCAAUAGCUUUGCUCUAUACGUUUGCUGACCAAAACUCUGAAAUUUCCAUUGCCACAACUCAUAAUCAUACAAAACUCUUUUUCUCCCAUCUUCAGCUUACUCCCCGUUCUGCGGCGGACUCAUCUAAGGCCACCUGUUUCUGUCUUUUUGCGGGAACAUAAAAAGAUCCGAAGUUCUAGUAAGUUUUGGGGAUUCGAAUCCAGGUUUUGUUGCUCUAAACUUCUUUCCCGGGACUUAUUCGGGAAUAUUCCUGAACGGGAUUUCUUCACAAGUCGCAACUCUUUCUCCUUCACCUCUGUUUGUUGAUGCUCAUCUGGUACCUCCUUAACGUUUUGGUUCUGUGAUUUUUUCCUCAAAUCCAGUAAAAGAUGGUGGCUUUUGGGAAGAAGCUGAAGGAAAGACAAAUCCAAGAAUGGCAAGGAUAUUAUAUCAAUUACAAGGUAAUGAAGAAAAGGGUUAGACAGUAUGCUGACCAAAUUGAAGCUCGGGCAUUGGAUCGUCGACAUGUUCUCAAGGAUUUCUCAAGAAUGCUAGACAACCAGAUUGAAAAGAUUGUGCUUUUUCUGCUGGAACAACAAGGAGCACUUGCAGGAAGGAUAGCUGAACUCAAUGAACGGCAAGACACUCUUCAAGAGCAGCCUGAAAUAUCCAAAAUAAGUGAGCUCAGGGAAGCUUAUAGGGAAGUGGGCCGUGAUCUUCUAAAGCUCCUUUUCUUUGUUGAAAUAAAUGCCGUUGGACUUCGGAAAAUACUUAAGAAGUUCGACAAACGCUUUGGCUAUAAAUUUACUAAUUACUACGUCAAAACACGGGCUAAUCAUCCAUAUUCCCAACUUCGGCAAGUUUUCAAGCAUGUGGGAUUAGGAGCAGUGGUUGGAGCAAUAUCCCGUAAUCUUGCAGAACUUCAAGACCGUCAGGGAAGCUACUUAUCUAUUUAUGACCAGCCCUCACUUCCCCUCCAGGAUUCUGUUGUGGACUCGAUAAAAGCAGCGACAGACAGAUUAAGUCAUUCAACAAACUUCCUAAGUUUUUUAGGACAACAUGCACUUAUAAUGCAACAAGAAGAAUUACCUAGCCCCAUUGAAGAAGAUGCAGAUGAUCGAAGAUACCAUUUUAUGUCACUCAUGUUGAACCUGGCAAACACUUUCCUUUAUAUGGUAAAUACAUACAUAAUUGUUCCAACAGCGGAUGACUAUUCUAUGAGUCUUGGUGCUGCAGCUACGGUUUGUGGUAUUGUGAUUGGGUCAAUGGCGGUUGCACAAGUUUUCUCAUCGGUGUAUUUCAGUGCCUGGUCAAACAGGUCUUAUUUCAGACCAUUGGUGUUUAGCAGUGUAGCUCUUUGUCUAGGCAAUAUCAUGUAUGCUUUGGCCUAUGACCUGAAAUCAUUAACGGUUCUACUUUUAGGUAGAUUGUUCUGCGGUUUAGGUUCUGCUAGAGCGGUGAACCGAAGGUAUAUUAGUGACUGUGUGCCACUUAAAAUCCGAAUGCAGGCUUCAGCUGGUUUUGUCAGUGCUAGUGCACUUGGAAUGGCUUGUGGACCUGCACUUGCCGGUCUACUUCAAGGUGAUUUUAAAGUCUACAAGCUAACAUUGAACAAAGAAACUUUACCUGGCUGGAUUAUGGCAUUGGCAUGGUUAAUGUAUCUGGCGUGGUUAUGGAUCUCAUUUAGAGAACCUGUUCAAGAGAUUGAAGAGAUCAACGUUCCACAUGAAUCUAAUCCGGUGGUAGAUAACAAUGGGCUGCUUGAGAAGGGCCUUGCUCAACCACUGCUUAUAAAAUCUGAAGGACAAGAUGAAGAUGGUGAUGGCGAACAAGAAUGUGAUGAAAGUGAAGAAGCUCCUGAGGAGUCUCGUUUACCUGCCAACUCAAUUGGAUCAGCAUACAGAUUACUUACUCCAUCCGUGAAGGUUCAGCUGUUGAUAUACUUUAUGCUGAAAUAUGCUAUGGAGAUUUUACUAUCGGAAUCAAGUGUUAUCACGACAUAUUACUUUCAGUGGUCAACCGGAACUGUGGCAAUUUUCCUAGCAUGUCUUGGUUUAACUGUUCUUCCAGUAAAUAUAGUUGUGGGAAGCUACAUAAGUAACAUGUUCCAGGACAGGCAAAUUUUGUUGGCUUCUGAAAUUAUGGUUUUCUUGGGCAUACUCUUAAGCUUUCAAGUAAUGGUCCCAUAUUCAGUGCCGCAGUAUGUCAUAUCUGGGUUGAUCAUGUUUGUAUCUGCUGAGGUGUUGGAAGGUGUGAACUUGUCUCUCCUCUCUCGAGUCAUGUCAUCUAGGCUUUCCCGAGGCACGUACAACGGUGGCCUCUUGUCGACAGAAGCAGGCACGAUUGCUCGAGUAAUCGCAGAUGGCACUAUAACGGCGGCUGGUUAUUUGGGACAGAGCAGACUCUUAAAUGUCACCCUUCUCCCAUCGCUUGUCAUUUGCAUUGCAUCCAUUGUUGCCACCUGUUUUACCUACAAUUCCUUGUACUGAUUCUUUGUCACCUAGUGUUUUAGAACAAACAAGUUAUAGUUUCAAACCUCACAUACCUAUUCUUUUAAGGAACUUCUCUGAUUUCAAUAAUAUGGUAUUGCCGAUUUGUGCUCUGGCUUUCUUAGAUGUGUGUGCUCUAUAUAUUCACAUUCAGGCAGAAAGUGUCAAAUCUUUUAAGCCAAAAUUGUUUUCUUCUUCUCAUCAAUUCCUG